This is a messenger RNA of Phyllotreta striolata, 1095 nucleotides long. NCBI's taxonomy places the organism in Eukaryota, Metazoa, Arthropoda, Insecta, Coleoptera, Chrysomelidae. The record is from the annotation of a GenBank genome assembly.
AUGUACUUUCAAAGAUAUAAAAUCACGGCAGCUACGAUUGCCGUAUUUAUUAUUCUAUUAUUCCUUUACCUAACGAACAACAACAAAGAUGCAUUCAUCGAUGAAUUGGAAUUAAAUACAAACGACAAAAGCACCAAUUACGAGCGUUUUUUCGCCAUAAAGGAUUUCCAUUACACGUUGAAAGCGUCGAAAUGCCGAAACCAUUCCAGUAUCAAAGCUUUAUUUAUCGUUACCUCGUACUUCGGUAACGUCGAAACGAGAAGCGCCAUGCGCAGGGCGUUUUCGGACGACGAUUUGACCCAAUUGCAAUUCAAACGGGUGUUUUUACUCGGGCUGGCCCCCGCGGAUAAGUACACUAAGCAAAUUUCAGUGGAAAACGAAAGCAAACGAUUCGGCGACAUCGUCCAAGGGAAUUUCAUCGAAGCCUACAGGAAUCUCACAUACAAGCACUUGAUGGGCCUCAAAUGGGCGGCAGACAAUUGUUUCAAUGCGGAAUUCGUUAUUAAAAUGGACGAUGAUGUCGUAGUAAACAUGGAAAAAGUACCAGUGUUACUGGAUACGUUUACACCGUUAACCAACCGCUUAUUCAUCGCAGGGUAUGUGUUAAGAAACAUGGUUGCUAUUCGGGAACCGGCCAAUAAAUGGUACGUUACGAGAAAGGAGUAUUCUCCGGCUGUGUACCCGACCUUCGUGUCCGGAUGGUUCUACGUAACGAAUCCCAAGACAGCCGGGAAACUGCACAAAUUGAGCCAAACUACCGAGUAUUUUUGGAUAGACGAUACGUACAUUACCGGUGUAUUAGCUCAGAAGCUCAAAGUCAAGCAUUUCGAUAUUAGCAGGUAUUAUACGGAGCAUUCAGAGUAUGUGGAAUGUUGCUUAGAUGAUAUUAGAAACAGGAAUUUGAACUGUGAUGUUUUAAUCGGUCCAAACGGGGGGAACAAUAAUUUAUUUUACGAAUUUAACAACGCUAUAGGGAUAUGUAAUUUGCGCUUGUGUAAGAACAGAACGAGGCCGCUUAACGAGACGUGCGUAGCUAAAAAAUUUAUACCCCUAGGCAGGGGUAUGUCUCAAAUUCGAAGUUACAAAUUACAUUAA